AUGCGGCCAUCCCUGCGUGCGCAGGCCCUCCAUCGUCCCGAGCAGCCCGAACACCUUGGACGGGAGCACCCUCGGGUCUCCGGUGAAGCAGAAGUGCCCCAGCCGAUCGAGCGCGGCCACGCCCUCCGACGAUGCCAGCCCGAAGCCCCUCGAGCCGCCCUCCCUGAAGCGACGGUCCAUCUCCCCGAUGGCGAGCUCGAUCGUCCUCGCAAAGGCCGUCAGAACCCCCGGGAACACCUGCGGCGGGAACUUCCUGAGGAUACUGGCAUACAGCUGCUUCUCCUUGAGAAACAGCCGCAUCAGCUGAAAGAUGGGCAGCAGGAUGCUGCCAAAAUUUCGGCGUUCUCGCACCAGCCGCGCCGCGUCGACGGAUAUGACCUGCUCGAAACGGAAGGCGAACUCGUUCUCCGCCAUGGAGGCUUCUACUCGCUGCCUCUCUCGCGCGAACGGCGUUGA
Molecule: messenger RNA, 456 nt
Organism: Trichoderma gamsii
Lineage: Eukaryota; Fungi; Ascomycota; Sordariomycetes; Hypocreales; Hypocreaceae
Exons: 1
Coding region: 1-456 (151 amino acids)
Source: RefSeq, a predicted model, not a curated record